CGGCCAGGCAAGUCGAGAGUCAAAGACCGACUUGGGCUCUGGGGCGCGGCAUCAGAGCAUAAUGUCCUCUACCAAUAUCAGUUCUCCAACGCCAAAGAGGUCUUCCUGAGUAUGAUCCAGACCGAGACCCCGUACUUCCAGCCGGUGCCCGGCUCCGGCGCCCUUCGUCCCGGGCGGCUUCCCCAGCGACCCGACGUUCGAAGAUUGCGCCCCCUCGUCCAAGAGAUGCGCCAUGUCCUGGGCCGUCCGAUCAUCGGUUCAUCGGACAUCUUCAUCUACAGUGCCGGACUAUACAGUUGAUUCUCCGAAUACGGCCAGGCAUGCGUCGACACCGGGAACUGCCAAGACCGUGCCAUCGAGGUCAAGCAAGCCUCAGGGUUAUGGCUGUAUACCCUCGCCACUAAGGCCGUCAUUGAGGUAGUCAGCCCGGUGGGCGUGUCGGCGACCAACGCCGCUGCGAAUCAGAACGGCUUCGUCUCGUCCACCCUGGCCUGGCUCGAGGAUCGAAAGAGCCAUCGGAGGCAAUUUUUAAGGCUGGGAAGUCUUCCAGAACGGCUCCCUGGCUCAUUCAGGACUGAUCAAGCCUUGCGUUCGACCUGGUAAUAGGCUGGCA
Molecule: messenger RNA, 613 nt
Organism: Ilyonectria robusta
Lineage: Eukaryota; Fungi; Ascomycota; Sordariomycetes; Hypocreales; Nectriaceae
Exons: 2
Source: RefSeq, a predicted model, not a curated record